Messenger RNA from Pseudozyma flocculosa PF-1, 3348 nucleotides. RefSeq lists its product as uncharacterized. The record is from RefSeq and is a predicted model, not a curated record. The transcript has a single exon. Gene Ontology annotation, molecular function: DNA-binding transcription factor activity, RNA polymerase II-specific; zinc ion binding. The coding region runs from base 1 to 3348 and encodes 1115 amino acids. NCBI's taxonomy places the organism in Eukaryota, Fungi, Basidiomycota, Ustilaginomycetes, Ustilaginales, Ustilaginaceae. Gene Ontology annotation, biological process: regulation of DNA-templated transcription.
AUGCUGGCCCAGAUGCCGCCAGCGUUGCCGGCGCAUGGCAACUCGGUCGCACCAGGGACAGCAUCGUUUUCCCCGUCAUCGCCCUCGCCCUCGCCCUCGCUAUCACCGUCAGCAUCGCCGGUCUCGUCGUUUGUUAGCGCCGGACCGACGCCUCGACGCAACCCUUCCGAUACGCUGCGUUCCUCUGGCAUGUCUAGCACCACAACUGCCGCCGCCGCCUCAGCUGACACCACGCGGACCGCGUCGCCAGCUCGCACAUCGGUCACACCUGCCUCGUCUCACGCCCCAUCAGCAUCGCCUUCCGCGUCAUCGCCCGGAUCCGCAUGUGCUUCGACCAACGGCACCCGCUCGAACGUAAAGCUGGCGCACGAUGCUGCCGCCGUCCGACCUCCAUCGUCCCACCCCUCGCCUUCCAGGCCCAAUCGGGCCAUCCUGGGUCCAGACGGCCAAUACUACACGCCUGGAGAAGCCGCUAAGCUUGGCCUCACCAUCAGAACUGCCUGCGAGGCCUGCCGCACCCGCAAGCUCCGUUGCAGUGGCACGCCGCCGGAGCAGGGCGGCUGCCAGCGCUGCAGCAGCGACGCCAUCCCCUGCAUCUACACCGCUCGGGCUCCCAUCGGCAGGCCAAAGAAGCGCAAGGUCGAACAGGGCGACGAAGAUGCAGACAAGCCCGCAUCGGCCGAGGUCCGCCAGGCCAGGCCGAGCAGCAAAUUGUCCUCCGUCAAGUCGUCGACCGACCCAUCGAGCCGCGUAGGCAAGGCCCGCCCGCAGAAGAAGCAGGCGAAGGCUGUGCAGCAUUCCGCGAGGGAACGGCAGCCUGCCGCGCUGCACGAGAUCAAGGGCGAAGCAAGUGCUUCCUUACGGCAUGGUUCUAUGCCAGACUCAGUUCCCUCCGACUUCGCCCAGCUCCUGUCUGCUGCGGCUGCCGUCCAUGGGCAGGCCGACGCGGCAGAAGACUCGCAGCACUCGAGCGCCAGCCAGGCCCCACGACCUGGUCUGCUGCCCCCAGAACGACACCAUCUUUCGCACGCGCCUUCCUAUCUGCCCUCUCAUCCGACUCCUUCUCACGCAGGGAAUGCGCCAUCCCACUCCCCUUCGACUGGACCCGUCGAAACUGCUCUUAGUCACGCGGAUUACCUCGGGAAUUCCCCUUUCAGGCCAGCUACCGCCUCAUUCGCCCAGCCUUCCAGCAUGUCGCCACACGACCCCAGCGUUCCGUCACUCGACGACCUCUCCAUUGCCGCGUUCCUCCAGUCGCUCGACACGCUCGAGAUCGAACCAUCCGAGCUUCUCAAUCGACACGUCGGUGCCGCGGGCAAUAGCGUUGACCGCUCGCGCUCGACCCUGAAAGCUCCUGAUAGUGGCGGCGGCAUGGUCAUGGGCUCGGCUGGAUCAUCCUGGGCGAACGGCCACCAGCCUUCCUUUCCCACGUCGACGCGCCAGUCGGCGUUUACGAGUUCCCGGGAGCAGACAGCAGAUCAUACCCUCGCACUGCCUCCAUCUGCGACGGCGACUCCCGGAGUCGACGCGAUAUCCGCAGAGGACCUAGAGGCGCAGUUCAACGAGUGGUCCUCGAGCAGUGCCAUCCUGCAAGAUGGCCUCAGCUUCGCCGUCCCCGCCGACUUCUCCUGGUGGGAUCUCGGCCCGAGCCUCGAUCCAGACCUGUCUAGCACCGCGGCGACGCCAGCGAACGAGUUGGCUCAGGCUGGACCCUGGGGCCCUGUCUCGCGGCCCCCCUCGCGCUACCUGGUGAAGGACCCGCCAUCGCAUCGCCGCAACGACCCGGCUGCGCGACAUGGGCAGGAUUGGAGCAACAGGGCGGCGCAUGCGGGCCUACAGCUGUCGACGAGGUGGCCUCGGGGUGCAGAGAACGGCAUGGGCCAGGGGCAGAUUCAAACCACUGGCAAUGCAUCGGCAACCGGCCUGUCCUGGGCGUCGAUACCCCUGAGCCCUGUAGGGCCCAGCACCGCCCAACCUGCAGCGUCGGGACCCGCAACGAGCGACUGCGGCAGUCCCUCAGCAAGAUCUUCCACCGCCGCCGCCGUCGAGGCGCAGCAGUCUGCUGGCCCGAGCGUCGAUGCCGGAACGGUCAAGCCUUGCUGCUCUUCAAAGAAGGCGGCUGCCGACGGAUCCGGCCCGAUGGCAGCUCACCAAGAAACGGCCGUGUCGCAGGACAGCGUUCUGGAUCCAUCUGACUCUUGCUGCAGCAAGGACAGGAGCAGCGUCGCCUCGACAACGACGCCGACAACAGGUCGGCCGGUGCCAAGCUGCUGCUCAAAGAAGAAGGACGCCACCCCAGAUCACGUCACGUCGGCUUCGACGACGAAGGCGCCAGGCACACAAUCCGACGCAGGCGCGCACGCCGCGGAUGGCAAGCCGCUCUCGUCCUCGUCUUCGUCGUCGCCCAAGUCCCAGCCGAGCAAGGUGCACUGCGUGCCCAACCCGAGCGGCAAGGGCUGCACCUGCCUGUGCGACAUGAGUGUCGCGCUGCUGAGCGUCAAGCGCACGCUUCGGGAGACUGCGAGCCCGCACGUCGCCGCCAGCGGCGGGUCCUCGCAGGUCAAGCAAGAGGACGAUGGCGACUCGGGCGAGGCUGGCUCGUCGACCGACAGCGCACCGCGCAGGAGAGCGGCGGCGGCGCGCGCCGCCAGCACGACAAUCCAGCUGACCCUGAGCGCGAGCCAGGCGAUCGCAGCGCAGUGCGCCUGUUCGGCGGACUGCCCCACGUGCCGUUCGGAUCCCAGCACCGAGAUCAGCGCGAGCCUGCUGGUCUCUACGGCGCUGCAGAUCUACGCGCGGGCGGUGCGCACGCUGAGGGAGGGCUUCGCGGCGGGCGGCGCCUUUGCCGUCGUCGGCGGAAGCGGGGCGGCGGGCCCGGGCGGGCUGGACGUGCGGAUCGGCGAGUACAAGCCGGCGCCGGCCAAUGCGCGGCGGAUCGCGCUGUUUGCCAUGAAGCUCGAGCUCAAGGAUCUGAGCGCGGCGCUGGGCAAGAUUUCGAGGAUGGCGCAAAAGACCCGACAGCGCACCGACCCCAGUGCGCGGGGCGAGGAGGAGGCGAGGUCGCAAGGAGGCGAGGGGGCGCCGAAGUCCAACGACGGUGCCUCUGGCGGGGCGACAACUACCACGGCGACGGCGACGGCGACGGCGCCGGACGCCAGCUGGAUGAAUCCGAUCGACCAGCUCGUCAUCCUCAAGCUGCACCAGCAGCUGGGCGAGCUGCUCGCCACCGUCGAGAACCUCGAGGCGCAGUCGAGCGUUCAGCCCGCGAGCGGUCACAGUCACCACCACCAUGACCAGGACCACCAUCAGCAGUCGCACGUCCAGCCGCGCUCCGUCCUCAUGCAGUGA